Molecule: messenger RNA, 1247 nt
Organism: Exaiptasia diaphana
Lineage: Eukaryota; Metazoa; Cnidaria; Anthozoa; Actiniaria; Aiptasiidae
Product: translin
Exons: 6
Coding region: 6-692 (228 amino acids)
Biological process (GO): RNA metabolic process
Cellular component (GO): nucleus; cytoplasm
Molecular function (GO): single-stranded DNA binding; RNA binding; sequence-specific DNA binding
Source: RefSeq, a predicted model, not a curated record
UAAAGAUGGCGGACGAUGACAGCAGAAAUGUUUACUCCAUGUUUUCGGAGAUACAAGAGCAUUUUUCCGACGAUCAAGAAAUUAGGGAGAACAUUAGAGUCGCUGUCCGUGCACUCGAACAAACUGGAAGAGAAGUGCUAGCAGUCAUGCAAAGCGCACAUCAAGAUCCAAGCAAAGACGCUGUCGGCAAAAUCUGUACCAAGAGCAGAGAAAUGCUAAAUAAUGUGAAGAAACAGUAUGCUACGUUAGAAUGCCAAUUUCCUAAAGGUCAAUAUUACAGGUAUUGUGAUCACUGGAGGUUCAUAAACCAGAGAUUAACAUUCUUGUCAGCUUUCAUCAUAUUUCUAGAAAAUGAAAGGCUUAUUACUAGAGAAGAAUUAGCUGAAAUGCUUGGAGUUCAUCAAAGUCAGGACCAAGGAUUUUUUGUUGAUUUAGAUGAUUAUUUGAUGGGAAUCUUACAACUUGCUAGUGAAUUGUCUCGUCUGGCUGUCAACAGUGUAACAUCCAAAGACUACAACCAGCCUAUCUGUAUAGCAUCAUUUCUAGCAGAAUUGGAUGCAGGAUUUAGGCUUCUAAACCUAAAGAAUGACUCAUUGAGAAAAAGAUUUGAUGGACUAAAAUAUGAUUUAAAGAAAGUUGAAGAAGUUGUUUAUGAUCUCUCCAUCCGUGGUUUAAAACCACCACCUUCAUGAUGUGAUGGUCAGCCAUGCAGGAUUGGAAUGGGUUUUCCUAAAGUUUAUAGUUAAUUUAUGAAUAAAGGAAUCAGAACAUUAUGGAAACAAACUUUACUUUUUUAUUAAAUUCUGCUGAAUGCAAGAGAAAUAAUAAUGAAGCCUGUUUUUACAAAGUAAAACACAUUACGAACAAUGACUAAAAUCACAGUGUAUUCUACAAGUGAUACUUUAUCAAAGAGAGUUAUGCAAUGUUCAUUCAAAAUAUUACUCAAUAAAGAGUGUUUUAAAAAGAUCUAAUCAGGUGAUCUUAGAAUACUAAAUUUAAAUGAAUGGUGUUCAUUGGACAUUUUUUUACAAUACAAACUACCGAUAUGACAAAAAGAAAUAAUUUUAAUUAUUAAAAGGUUACUAUUAUCAUGAAGUUUCACAAGGUGCUCUUUGCCUUUUGAAACUUUUUUCACGUGAAGCUAUGUUGUGUCUAUUGAACAAAAAUGCAGUUUUUCAUGUAAUGUUUUGUAAGGGUCAGUAGGUAGUUGACUGUCUGACAAACAAUAUAAAAAGGUGUAAAUCUAC